Tarenaya hassleriana is the source of this 3225-nucleotide messenger RNA. Its product is annotated as calcium-dependent protein kinase 1-like. Gene Ontology annotation, cellular component: nucleus; cytoplasm. Lineage: Eukaryota; Viridiplantae; Streptophyta; Magnoliopsida; Brassicales; Cleomaceae. Bases 1102 to 2937 code for a protein of 611 amino acids. The transcript has 12 exons. The record is from RefSeq and is a predicted model, not a curated record. Gene Ontology annotation, biological process: peptidyl-serine phosphorylation; response to parathyroid hormone; protein autophosphorylation. Gene Ontology annotation, molecular function: calcium/calmodulin-dependent protein kinase activity; calcium-dependent protein serine/threonine kinase activity; ATP binding.
AAAAAUCAAUUUGCUUAUGGUCUCUGCCAAUCGCAUCCAGACACGUGUCACUAAACCUACAUUACACCCCACACGCGUAACCUCACGCGCUCACACACCAGAGAUCCUCCGCCUCGCGCCGCCGCAAGCUCCGUCGCCAUGGCCGCCGUCAUGGUUCAAUAGCUGCGUUCUGAGAGCCGUCGAUUAGUCUCUAUUGCCGGCUUCGUCCGUGGACGGUCGCGAUGAAGUGUGUAAAGAGGCCCUUGCUCGAAGUUAGGGAUUUGAGAACUGUGUUCGUUAGAAUUGAGGUAGGAGAUUCUCAAGGGCAUCGAUUUUGUGGUCUACGAAGGAGAGGUUCAUGCGAUGAUGGGGAAGAGUGGCUCAGGGGGAGGGGGACAUUUUCGAAGGUUCUUGUUGGCCAUCCAGAUUAUGAAGUAAUGGGGAGACAGUACUGUGUUUAAAGCCUAGAAUCUGCUUGACUUGGAACCAGAGGAAAGACCUCUCGCCGCCCUCUGAAUGAGUUUUCCAGUCCCCGAUUGAGAUCCCGGAUGUUAGCUUAGCAAUAUGGAUUUCUCGCAUAUGGUGUUGUUCAGUGCUCGACGAAAGAAAGCUUGGUCCUUGGAGCUGAUUUGGCUAUACUGGAUGAAAUUGAAUCUGGUUUGGAUAUCGAUGCUCUUCAAGGCGUGGCGAAAGCAGUGAACAGACCGUUGAUCCCGAAGAAAUCCGUUUUAAUGAUAACCCACUGCCAACAUCUACUGAAGUCCAUCAAAAAACCGACUUUCAAACACAUCAUGCAUUCUCUGUAUCGGUUUUUGUUGCUGCUGCUGCUUAUUGUCACCUGGAAGAUACACCUCCAGUGUUCUGUUUUAACUUAUUGAUUUGAGUCAGAUUCUGAAUCAUUUGAAUACUCAAUCUACCUAUAUCGGAGUAGAAGUCGUUAUCUGAUUCCGGAAUGUUCAAUAUUUGAUGUCUGAUGUUGUUCAACAACUCAGCCGUAUGAUAUAAAGGAUGUAGUGUGGUUGCUCUGAGAUGAUGCCAUUGCGUUCUUUUGAUCAGAUCUUGAUGUAGAGAGAUUACUUGAUGAUUUUCUGGAGAAGGGAUUAGGAGAAUUAAGGAUAUUAGAUGGGGAAUACCUGUGUAGGACCAAGCAUUACCAGCAAUGUAGGGUUUUUGCAAUCUGUUUCCUCAGCAAUAUGGCCGCCAUGGAAGGGGGAUCAUUUGGUUUCCCAGACUAACGACGAAGCUGCCAAUGAAGCACCUUCGAGGGAAUUGCAAUCUCCACUACCUGCAGUGCAAGAUAAACCCCCUGAACAGCUCACAAUGCUUAAGCCAGAGGCUAACACCGAAACGGAACCAAAACCCGAACCAGAGGUACAAUCUGAAACCGACCCAGAAUCCCAAUCAGAAACAAACUCAACGACAAAAUCCGGAACUAAACCAGAAACCAAGCCAGAAGCCAAACCCGGCAUUCCAGCUAAACCGAAGAAGCCUACACAUAUGAAGAGAGUGUCCAAUGCUGGGCUUAGAACCGAGUCAUUGUUGCAGAGGAAGACUGAAAACUUUAAGGAAUUAUAUUCCUUGGGAAGGAAACUCGGACAAGGGCAGUUUGGGACAAUAUUUUUAUGUGUGGAGAAGACUACGGGGAAAGAGUAUGCCUGCAAGUCGAUUUCUAAGAGGAAGUUAUCAACAGACGAGGAUGUGGAGGAUGUUAGAAGGGAGAUUCAGAUAAUGCAUCACUUGUCUGGUCACCCAAAUGUAAUAUCCAUUAAAGGGGCUUAUGAGGAUGCUGUGGCAGUACAUCUUGUGAUGGAGCUAUGUGCAGGUGGUGAGCUUUUCGAUAGAAUACUUAAACGUGGUCAUUAUACUGAGAGGAAAGCAGCUGAGCUCACACGAACCAUAGUUGGGAUCGUGGAAGCUUGUCAUUCUCUUGGUGUCAUGCAUCGAGACCUGAAGCCCGAGAAUUUUCUGUUCGUCAGUAAACAGGAAGAGUCUCUCUUGAAGGCAAUUGACUUUGGAUUGUCAAUAUUCUUCAAGCCAGGCGAUGUUUUCACCGGCGUUGUUGGUAGCCCAUAUUAUAUAGCUCCAGAAGUCCUUCGAAUGCAUUAUGGUCCUGAAGCAGACGUAUGGAGUGCUGGUGUGAUUGUUUACGUUUUAUUAAGCGGAGUUCCUCCAUUCUGGGGUGAAACCGAGCAAGGAAUUUUCGAACAGAUCCUCCAUGGAGAUGUUGACUUCACAUCUGAUCCCUGGCCUAGCAUCUCUGAAAGUGCAAAAGACUUAGUGAGGAAAAUGCUCGUGCGAGACCCAAACAGAAGAUUAACUGCCCACCAAGUUUUAUGUCAUCCAUGGGUGAAAGUUGAUGGAACAGCUCCAGACAAGCCUCUGGAUUCCGCUGUUCUGAGCCAUAUGAAGCAAUUUUCUGCCAUGAACAAGUUCAAGAAGAUGGCUCUUAGAGUCAUUGCUGAGAUCUUAUCCGAGGAGGAAAUAGCUGGCUUGAAAGGAAUGUUCAAGAUGAUAGACACUGACAAGAGUGGUCAGAUAACUUUCGAAGAACUGAAAGCAGGACUGAAACGGGUUGGUGCCAAUCUCAAGGAAUCUGAAAUUCGUGACCUAAUGCAAGCUGCUGAUGUGGACAACAGUGGAACAAUAGAUUACAAGGAGUUCAUAGCCGCUACAUUGCAUCUGAACAAAAUAGAGAGGGAGGACCAUUUAUUUGCGGCCUUUUCUUACUUUGACAAGGAUGGGAGCGGUUAUAUCACUGCAGACGAGCUCCAGCAAGCUUGUGAGGAGUUCGGUGUAGAGGAUUUCCGAAUAGAAGAAAUGAUGCGAGAUGUUGAUCAAGACAACGAUGGGCGGAUAGACUAUAACGAGUUUGUGGCAAUGAUGCAGAAAGGGACCAUCACUGCCGGACCGGCGAAGAAGGGUCUAGAAACUUGCUUUACCAUUGCACUGAGACAAUAGUUUCAGGUGUUUCGAAACAGGAAGAAUAGAGAUCAAUACAUACGAUGGUUUUGUGUAGCAGAGUGCAUAGCCUAUACUCUGUUUUAGUCUCUAGAAAGUUCCAAUCUUUUGGUGAGAUUUUUGUUCUGAACUUGUUUCAGCAGCAUUCUCUGUGCAGAUAUAGGGUUUUUUUCUUUUUUUUUUCAGUUACUUCCGGACAUAUGGGAAACAAUUGUGACAUUGCCGGAAACAGACAAGUUUACUAUAUGUUCCCAACUGAUAGGGUCAACUCACAAGUUCUUAACUGCA